GUCUUGUGAUUGGUCAGCUGCUCUUAGACGCAGCCAAUCAAACUGCACAGGAGGUGGGACUUGCAAGAAAAGGGUUUGUAAAAAUAGCACAGCUUGGACCGGAUUGGACCAUUGUGUUAUGUAGUAUUACCUUUCAGCUGUCAUUCACACGCUCGGAUUCCUCUACCGGGUAAAAGAUUAACAUUUUAAAUCUGUCCACGCAUUUUGGGAUCAACCGCGUAUAUUUUAUUUGGUGGAAUGAAGGUUUGAACCUGUUUUCAUAAUUUCAUGUCAUGUAAUUGAUGUAUCAUAACAAAAAUGAUAACCAUCACAGAGAAAAGACAUCACGCAAUCACGCAAAACAACAACGCAAUCGUUACGAAACGAAGAAGGAAGUCUUAUACUGCAGAUGUUUAUUUGAAGAUGCUGUAACUAAGAAUAUCAGGCUGUACAAAGAGCACUGUAAUGUCAGGACGGAUGUCCAAUGGACUGCUGAUGGACAGAAGCCGGUCAUGAACACAUGCAAUGGCUAGAAGACUCGAGCGAGGAUAGAGCAGAACUACAGUGCCAUGGAGGAUGUCCAGUCCAGACCCCAUUCAGCCCACUCCACAUACUCACAGAGGACUGAGGAUGCAGCCUCCGCCUUGGGAAAUCAUGCUGAACAUCACCUUACUGUCAGUCAGACAGUCCUGGUGGUUCCGAAGCGCUCAGAGAGCCCCAGUCCGAGUAUGACCGAAGAGACGAUUUAUGUCCCUCGACCGGUGUCUUCAGUAGAUGCUUGUACUAACACAGACCCUCCAUAUGAAUGCUGCCCAUGGCUGCGCAGACUGUGCCCGUGCCCACCUAGAGGCCUGCUGGCUACCAUUAUCACCAAAGUGUCCAUGGCCGCAGUGCUCUUUGGGGUGGUGUGGUCUAUAACAGAGAAGGAAUGUCUUCCUGGCGGGAACCUCUUUGGCAUUGUGACUUUGUUUAUAUGUUCCGUAGCCGGGGGAAAGCUGUUCGGACGCAUACGCUUCCCCAACGUGCCACCUUUACCUCCACUACUUGGCAUGCUGCUGGCAGGGUUUAUCCUCCGAAACAUCCCUGUUGUGACAGAUGCAGUUUACAUUGAUGUUAGAUGGUCUGCUUCUCUGAGGAACAUUGCACUGGGUGUCAUUCUGGUCAAGGCUGGGCUGGAAUUAGACGGCAAGGCUCUGAGGAAGCUAAAAGCUGUGUGUUUGCGUUUGUCCAUGUUCCCUCUCACCUUUGAGGCAACCACUAUGGCUGUGGUCUCCUAUUUAAUUUUGGGUCUUCCAUGGGUCUGGGGUUUUAUUUUAGGGUUUGUUCUCGGGGCCGUUUCUCCUGCUGUUGUGGUUCCAUCUAUGCUGCUUCUGCAAAAGGAAGGAUACGGUUUGGAGCAGGGUAUACCUACUCUUCUCAUGGCAGCAUGCAGCGUUGAUGACAUCAUUGCCAUUACCUGCUUCACCACCUGCUUGGGUAUAGCUUUCGCCUCAGGCUCUGUGUGGUUAAAUAUACUGAGGGGACCACUGGAGGUAUUAGGUGGUGCGGUCGCUGGUGUGGCCUUGGGGUACUUUAUCCGUUACUUCCCCAGCAGAGACCAGGGAAACCUUGUGCUGAAGCGUUCCUUCCUGGUAUUGGGGCUGGCCGUGUUUGCUUUAUUUGGCAGUAACGUGGCUGGGAUUCCUGGCGCAGGAGGACUAUGUACGCUAGUGCUGACGUUCGUGGCCGGACUUGGCUGGGGGAAAUCUAAGGCUCCAGUGGAAGCAGUGGUGGAAAGGUUUUGGCAUGUGUUCCAGCCUCUUCUCUUUGGUCUCAUUGGUGCUGAGGUUAUCAUUUCUUCUUUGGAGGUCACAACUGUUUUUCUGGGUAUAGCAGCCCUGUUCAUUGCACUCACGGUACGCCUGCUUAUCACUUUUGUCGUGGUAAUGCGAGCUGGGUUUAACCUGAAAGAGAAAGUCUUCAUCGCUCUAGCCUGGAUGCCUAAAGCCACAGUACAGGCUGCCAUAGGCUCUACAGCUCUGGACAUGGCACGCUCCAAGAAUGACCUAGAGCUCCAGAGGUACGCCAUGGAUGUCCUCACUGUGGCUGUGCUGUCCAUUAUCAUCACCGCUCCUAUUGGAGCACUCCUCAUCAGCCUGCUUGGCCCUCGACUACUGCAGAAACCAAAGAACCCUGAGUGGGCUGUCAGUCAAGGUGCUUUAUCUGCAUCGGGGACCCCAGUGACGUAUGAGAGCGCUCUGUGAUGUUUCUAGAAUGCUUCUGGGAAGCGACAACCCGACUCCAAGGCUGCUGCUGAUCCUUUUGUCUUGAAAGUGGAUUCUCAAACUCAUUAUUACUGCGACCCUCUGAAGUCAGACUGCAAAAGUGACAGACAUGCUUUUCAGAUGAAGAAACCCAACUAUCAUUUUUACCUUCCAAGGUGGAUGAAAACACUUCAGUCACUCACAUAUUUCUUUUACAGGUGACAAGUUACAAGGUAUUAUUCUCUAAAAGCUGGGAUUUUGAAGAAACGAACAAUACAGGGAUCAUUGUUAGCACUAAAAUUCAUGUUUAUGAAUAUCUUUUUUUCUAACUGGCUUAUGUUUGUAUCGAUAGUACUUCUUACGUUAGAUAUAUUACAGAUGAGUCUGUAGUGACUGCAUAUCAGUGUUACAGGAGGUCAUAAAGUGGUCAGUGCUGUCAUGACUCUGUCUGGAACGGAGUAGUAGGUUACUGUUUACUUAGCAUUGUACUUAGCUAAAUAUGACCCUGUGACCCUGGACCACAAAACCAGUCAUACUGUAAGUAGUAGGAGUGGGAAUCUUUCAGUAACUCAUGAUUCAAUUUAAAUUGAUUCUUGGGAAAAGAAAUUGAUUCACUUUUUUUUUUUUUUAAAUACACCAGUCUAAAGUAUGAGUAUUCCUGACUCAAGAAAUCAGUGUUUCCUAUUAACUGUUAACUUCCUAAUAAAUCAAAAAUAUUUUACACUUCCCAUUAGGGAUGUGCGAAUCUGAUCAAGUGGUAGGCCUACCUAGCACAUAUUUUAUAAGAUUGGAUGUUUGCAAGUCAUUCGCCAUCGUCCUAUUAGUCAUAUAUCCUUUAUCUGUUUAUGUGGUAAGUGAAGUAUAUGUACGCUAAUUUAUAGGCUACUGCUAACGGGGUUAACCAUGUCCCUUUAGUGGCUCCAUAUAACGCAUUGUUUUCCGUCCUUUUUUUCGAAUACGGAUUCACUAUUUGGGUACAUCCUUACUUCCCAUAAUAACAAAAGAUCAAUAAUUAAUAUAAUAUUUUUCCAAACACAUGCUCUCCCUGAAAAUGUCAGGAUAUAAAUUAAAUGAAAAGGUCAGGAUAUAUUUGUUUUUCCUCCAUUGCUUUUGCAUUUUUGUUAAGAAAACAUCAUGUUAUUAUUAUUAUUACUACUAUAUUAACUAGAAAAUCGAAUUUUGAAAUUGUGAAUCAAUGGAAAUCGCUAGAAGACUGAAUCGCGAUUCAAAUGUGAAUAGAUUUUUUUUCCCCCCACCCCUAAUAAGUAGCCAACAAUACAUUGUAUGGGUCAAAAUUAUUGAUUUUUCUUUUAUGCCAAAAAUCAUUUGGAUGUUAAUUAAAGAUCAUGUUCUAUUAAGAUAUUUAGUAAAUUUCCUACCGUAAAUAUAUCAAAACUUAAUUUUUGAUUAGUAAUAUGCAUUGCUAAGAACUUCAUUUGGCCAACUUUAAGGGCGAUUUUCUCAGUAUUUAGAUUUUUUUUUCAACUUCAGAUUCCAGAUUUUUAAAUGGUUGCAUCUCAGCCAAAUAUUGUCUUAUCCUAACAAACUUUCAGAUGAUGUAUAAAUCUCAGUUUUAAAAAAUUGUCCCUUAUGACUGGUUUUGUGGUCCAAGGUCACAUAUUACUGCCGGAAAAUGACAUUAUUUGAUUUUUUUUCGCCAUUGUCAGUGCCUGACGAUGGUUGUUUUAAACAAUCUUUUAAACAUUAAAAAACUACAUUUAACAUUCUGAUCAAAUAAUGAAGCUUGAAAAAGGUUUCUUUCAAUAUAUCCAUUAAUCUGGAAAUGGAAGGUCAAGUUGAGUACAUUGCUAAAUAAGAGUAUUUCAUGCAAGAGUUACAUUUUGGCAAAUGUAGUAGUUUAUCAUGGUAUUCUAGGCAUGUUAUACAGUAGUCAACAUUUGAAGUGGAUCAAAACCUUUCAUUAACGUUGUCCUAAAACCAAAAUAAUACCCAUUCUUGUCUUAAAGCAACUUUGAACGUUUUUGAUCCACUUCAGAUGUUGACUACUGUAUAUUGCAGCAAUAGUAGAAGUAGUGUGAUAGUAAUAUUUUUCCAAACACAGUCAUGGAUCUGCAUUCUGAGAUUGCUCAGAGUUUUUGCAAAGACUACUGUGGUCACUUCAGAGCUCAGCUACAGUUUGUGUUUACAGUGGUAGUAAUUUUAGAACCUAAAGAAGGAUUUUUUAUUUAGUAGUAGUAGUAGAAUGACAAAUCAUAUAUUUUUGCCUCAGCAUUGCACAGUGCAUCAUGUUACUUUCUGUGAACCAUAUUUAUAUAAGUAUUUUUUUUCCAUAUGAUUGUUUUCAUGAUGUGUAUUUGAGUGUUAUAUAGAGUCAUAAGCAAGAGGAAGUUAUUUUAUGAAUACUGUUAGAGGGUUAUGUUUACAGCUUGAAAUUUACAAGGUUUUGUGUCAUGGUUUUGAUACAGUAAUGGUAAUGCUACAUGCAGUCACUGAUCAUUUAAGGAAUUAAAUGCUGACUUUUAUCA
This is a messenger RNA of Labeo rohita (rohu), 4708 nucleotides long. RefSeq names its product sodium/hydrogen exchanger 9B2. Bases 549 to 2222 code for a protein of 557 amino acids. Gene Ontology annotation, cellular component: membrane. The transcript has 13 exons. The record is from RefSeq and is a predicted model, not a curated record. Gene Ontology annotation, biological process: proton transmembrane transport. Gene Ontology annotation, molecular function: antiporter activity. NCBI's taxonomy places the organism in Eukaryota, Metazoa, Chordata, Actinopteri, Cypriniformes, Cyprinidae.